Vespa mandarinia (Asian giant hornet) is the source of this 2944-nucleotide messenger RNA. RefSeq names its product arginine methyltransferase 4 (gene Art4). Lineage: Eukaryota; Metazoa; Arthropoda; Insecta; Hymenoptera; Vespidae. Gene Ontology annotation, biological process: peptidyl-arginine methylation, to asymmetrical-dimethyl arginine; chromatin remodeling. The record is from RefSeq and is a predicted model, not a curated record. Gene Ontology annotation, molecular function: histone H3R2 methyltransferase activity.
CGGCACGACGAACUGCGUCUCACGCAACAACCUAGCCGCCAUUUUUCCUCCUUUCGACAAACCGAUGUUUUAACAUAAUUUGUCAAAUUCAUUUACAUCGGUCAAAUGACUUGCAUAAAUUUACAAUAAAAAGAAUACAAAUUUCAAGAGAAUACCAUAAUCUUUGUCGAUCUUUAAAUAUUAAUAAACGCGCAAAGAAAAACAAACGAUCAUAAAAAAAAAAAGAAAAAAGAAAAGAAAAAAAAAUAGAAGUAAUGGUAGAUCGGCGGUAAAAUCUCCCUUUCGGCUUCGGGCAUCGAAGGCGGUUAGUGCGCGUGUGCGAACCGCGCCGAGGGGUGGUUGGUCGAUGGUCCGAUGUGCGAACUCGAAAAUUGCGAAUUCGGGUGAAAUUUUUCAUGUUUUUUGCUCGGUCUUGGGCUGUACGUGAACGGUGAUUCAUUAUUUAUUUUAUCUUUAAAAGGAAAACGUGCGGCUCGCGAGCUGCCACCGCGAAGCGAACGGGUGGCCGAGUCUUUCGUAGGGGCGCACAAAAACGACACGCGGUUGUCGAAAAAUGGCGAAAACCUUUCGCGCGGUGACAGUAUUGACUUUGUCAAACAAUGGACAGUCAAUACCAAAGUAUAAUAAACCGGUCAUGCUCAACGUUAAUUAUGACCCGCAAGGCCUCAGCGUCGAACUCGUCUUAGGUGAUUCCACUGCAAGAGAAAAGGUUUCAUUAUUGGAAUUUCCUGUAACUCAUACUACUGAAUGCUCUAGAGUUUCAUCGCGAAGUUAUGUUUUUACAUUGGAUUCAGAUAGCUUAUUAAUAACAUUUGCUAAUGAAACAGACUUUCGAAACUUUCAUUCACAAAUAUUAAAACUGAAAAAUGGAAAGGGUAUAUCAGCAUUUAAUGAAAGAACAGAGGAGUCAUCGGCCAUGCAAUAUUUUCAAUUUUAUGGUUAUUUAUCACAGCAACAAAAUAUGAUGCAGGAUUAUAUCAGAACGAGCACUUAUCAACGUGCAAUUCUUGGCAAUUUAUCAGACUUUAAAGAUAAAGUUGUGUUAGAUGUAGGAGCUGGUUCUGGCAUUUUAUCAUUUUUUGCAAUUCAGGCUGGUGCAAAAAAAGUAUACGCUGUAGAAGCAAGUAACAUGGCAAAUCAUGCAGAAUUACUAGUAGCUGCUAAUAAUUUAUCAGAUAAGAUUAUAGUCAUAGCUGGAAAAAUUGAAGAAAUAGAUCUACCAGAACAUGUUGAUUGCAUAGUCAGUGAACCUAUGGGUUACAUGUUAUAUAAUGAAAGAAUGCUUGAAACUUAUCUUCAUGCUAAAAAAUGGCUAGUACCAGGUGGAAGAAUGUUUCCUUCUAGAGGAGACUUGCAUAUCGCGCCAUUUUCUGAUGAGAAUCUUUAUAUGGAACAAUUUAAUAAAGCCAAUUUUUGGUACCAAACAUGUUUCCAUGGUGUAGAUCUUUCUGCAAUGCGAAAUAAUGCCAUUAAAGAAUAUUUCCGCCAACCUAUUGUUGAUACCUUUGAUAUAAGAAUUUGUAUGGCUAAAUCUGUCAGGCAUAUCGUAGAUUUCCAGACAGCUGAUGAGACUGAUUUACAUAAAAUAGAUAUAGAUGUUGACUUUCACAUAUUAGAAAGUGGUACAUGCCAUGGUCUUGCAUUCUGGUUUGACGUGGCAUUUAUUGGUUCUACUCAACAAGUUUGGUUAAGUACUGCUCCUACAGAGCCUCUUACACAUUGGUAUCAAGUGCGUUGUCUUCUUGAAAAUCCAUUGUUUUGUAAAAGUGGACAAUUACUUUCUGGAAAAGUAAUUCUUAUUGCCAAUAAAAGGCAAUCUUAUGAUGUUACAAUAGAACUGAAACUUGAAGGGACAAAUAUGGAAAGCAGUAGUAAUACUUUAGACUUGAAGAACCCUUACUUUAGGUAUACAGGAGCAGCAGCACAACCACCACCUGGCUUAAAUAAUACUUCACCUAGUGAAUCUUAUUGGACAACUCUGGAUGCGCAAGGUGCUCGACAGGCUGUGAAUAUGGUUAAUGGCAUGUCGGUCAAUGGUCUUGGUGAGGUCUCAAUGGAUACAAGUGCAGCAGUUAAUCCCAGUAAUUUACUUGCAAUUGGUGGCCAACCUAAUAUUCAUCCUGGUUCGAUAUCAAGUACCGGACGUGGUCGAGUAGGAGGUACGGCUACUAGUACGCAGGCAGCACAAUUGAUAGGUGGUGGAAUCACGCCUAAUAUGUUUACAUCUCCAGCUACUCUUGGUGUUACUUUCCAGCAAUCGCUGGUCCUUGGAAAUACGUCGCAUUAUCCGGUAAAUCCAAGUUUAAUGAUUGGUGAUUACGUGACACCUGGAAACGGCAUAUCACCUCAGACUUACCGGCAAUGAUCUAUGGCAAAAUCAUUUUGCACCGAGUAUUCUCGCAAAGUAAAACAGUUACAGAAUGAUCCUCGCCAUAGCAAUUCUAGCAACACUGGUGACAAGGGCAACAAUAAGCAAAGUCGUAAGUUGGUGUUUAGUUCGCCAGCCAGCAAGCUUCGACUCGCGUCUGCCGUUCGAAUUUUACAUGCAGUUGAUUUAACCAGUCUUGAACCACAUUUUGAUCAUAGCGGUAACAAUGUCGCUUAUUUGAGUAAGCCUACAGUUGAUUCUGUAUUUGGAUUUGGUUGGGGUUCUGGAAGAAAUAAUUCUCAAUGGGAGGCACGUUGGAGGAGAUUGCGAGCCAUCCCCUCGUAGCUGUCAAUAUUUUGUACUGUCAUCUUUUAUUUCAUCGCCCCUUGAAGAUCGGAUCUUCCAGAUUGAAGUGUGCACGCUUGCCAAAUAUAUCCAGGAAGAUAUAAUAUUUUUUAACGACAAUACAGUUUACCGUAUGCAGCGUUCUACGCCUUACUAUUUUACCAAGUCCUAAUAUGGUCUAUACAUCAGUAAUUUGUAAGGAAUGUAGAUCGAUCAUAAAUCGUGUUGUGA